Messenger RNA from Daldinia caldariorum, 2083 nucleotides. Its product is annotated as Nop domain-containing protein. Gene Ontology annotation, cellular component: small-subunit processome; box C/D methylation guide snoRNP complex. Gene Ontology annotation, molecular function: snoRNA binding. The coding region runs from base 151 to 1671 and encodes 506 amino acids. The record is from RefSeq and is a predicted model, not a curated record. The transcript has 3 exons. NCBI's taxonomy places the organism in Eukaryota, Fungi, Ascomycota, Sordariomycetes, Xylariales, Hypoxylaceae.
AGGGUACGUACUCUCUAGUGGGGACCUCAGCUCGACAAAAUUUUUGUACCUUUUCUUUGCAAAGCUUCAAUUUUUCAUCCCCAAUCACACACGCUUAUCACGACAAUCUUGAAUGCGCAAAUCCACACAAGGGUUCAUUCAACAGGCAAGAUGACGCGAGUAGACUUUCUGCUGCAUGAGUCCGCUGUCGGCUAUGCUAUCUUUAAGGUUGUCCACCAGCAGGAUGCUGUUGGCCUGCACCUGAAGGAGGUCCAGAAAGCAGGACAAGAUCUCUCCAAGUUUGGCAAGAUGGUGCAAUUGGUCAACUUUGCGCCUUGGAGAAAUGCUGCCGACGCUCUUGAAAACAUCAAUCUAAUUUCGGAGGGUAUUCUCCCCGAGUAUCUCCAGUCUAACCUCGAAUUAAACCUGCCUCAAUCGAAGAAGAGCAAGAUCGUCCUCGGUGUCGCCGAUAAGAACUUGGCUGGUUCCAUUAAGGCUGCCUUCCCCGGUGUUGAAUGUGAGACUGGUGAUACGUCCGAAGUAGUGGCCGACCUUCUAAGAGGCAUCCGCCUUCACGCGGCCAAGUUGCUCAAGGGUCUCCAAGAGGGAGACGUGGAGAGGGCCCAGCUGGGUCUUGGUCAUGCCUACUCCCGUGGAAAAGUCAAGUUCAAUGUCCACAAAAAUGACAACCACAUCAUCAGAGCCAUUGCUACUCUAGACAAUCUCGACAAGGGUAUCAACCUAUUCUCUCAAAAAGUACGAGAAUGGUAUGGCUGGCACUUCCCUGAGCUUAUUAAUGCUGUUUCGGACAACUUGACCUAUUCGCGCUUGGCUCUCUUUAUUGGCGACAAAUCUACCCUGUCAGAGGAGAAGCUUCACGAGAUUGCUGCUCUAGUCAAUGAUGACGAAGAGAAGGCCCAAGAAAUCAUCACCAAAGCCAAGAUUUCUAUGGGCCGAGAAUUGUCCGACGUUGACAUGAGCAACAUUUCUACUUUCGCCGGAAAGGUAGUUAAACUUGCUGAAUACCGAAGAACACUCUACAGCUACUUGGUCGAUAAGAUGAGCACUGUUGCGCCCAAUCUGGCUGCCCUCAUUGGCGAAGUUGUUGCCGCUCGUCUCAUCCAAAAGGCUGGUUCCCUCACAAAUCUGUCCAAGUAUCCAGCUUCUACGCUCCAGAUUCUUGGAGCCGAGAAGGCCCUGUUCCGUGCUUUGAAGACGAAGGGUAACACGCCCAAAUUUGGUCUCAUCUACCACAGUUCGUACAUUGGCCGAGCAAGCCAAAAGGACAAGGGCCGUAUUUCAAGAUACCUUGCAAACAAGUGCAGUAUUGCCAGCCGAAUUGACAAUUUCGCCGAGCAGCCAUCGAAGAAGUUUGGAGAUGCAUUGAGGAGACAAGUCGAAGACCGACUGGAGUUCUACGCCACGGGCAAGAAGCCAACCAAAAAUGCAGAUGCCAUGAACCAAGCAAUGGCCGAUAUCCUCGCCGAUGGCCAGAGUCUGGCCAUUGAUACAGAGAUGAUUGACGCACAUCUCCCACAGAAUGCCGCCACGCCUAAGAAGGAUAAGAAGUCUAAGGACAAGAAAGACAAGAAGGAGAAGAAGCGCAAGCAUAGUGACGUGAACGACCAAGUGGAAGUAGAAGCGGACGGAGAAAAGAAGAAAAAGAAGAAGAAGAAGCAUGCGGACGAGUAAGAAUGCGCCGUUACCAGACGUUGAAAAGAUACAUGGUUGAACCAGGCAUCGGUUGGGCGUUCCGGAUUUGCAGGUGUUUCUCUAGGCGCGGUUGUGUUUAGGGUGGAUUCAUACCCGUCGUUAUUCUGCUGGUUUAAGUGGAACUUAGUGUCUAUGAAUCAACGAGUCGCAGGGAAUAUAGUUUGUUUCUAUUGUUUAGCAUGGUCACAGUUUGCGAUAACACUCACUGCUGGGUGAUUUAGUGACAUGCAUACCUCAUACAUGUGUGUAGCACCUUUGCGCGAGGUAAUUGUACCUGUCUGCAUCCCUCAUUCCUCCGACAGCUAGGUUGGCAAUUUUCGUAGACUUAGCAUAUUAAUUUCCGGCUGCAGGACGUCGACGCCUAGGACCAAAUCGAAUUCGUAUUUUUCUU